Molecule: messenger RNA, 4805 nt
Organism: Hyaena hyaena (striped hyena)
Lineage: Eukaryota; Metazoa; Chordata; Mammalia; Carnivora; Hyaenidae
Gene: ZNF286A
Product: zinc finger protein 286A
Exons: 5
Coding region: 147-1703 (518 amino acids)
Biological process (GO): regulation of transcription by RNA polymerase II
Molecular function (GO): RNA polymerase II cis-regulatory region sequence-specific DNA binding; DNA-binding transcription factor activity, RNA polymerase II-specific
Source: RefSeq, a predicted model, not a curated record
CUGAUCGAAGCCGUUCAGCGCAGCCCCCCGAGGGAAGGCAGGGGGGAGGCCGCCGAGGCCGCGGGGGCUUCUCACUGUUCGGCCCGGAGGAGUCUGAACUGGCGGGGGGACAUCGGAAUAGUCGGAACCGGGAGCAGGUGGUGAUCAUGGAGACCGAUGUGCACGCGAAGAGAGCCCUGUCUACCCAGGAUUCUCCCCUUUCCGAAGGGCAGAGCACAGAAGAGGGGGAAGUGGCAGCUUUGCGCCUCACAGCUAGAUCCCAGGCAUCAGUGACAUUCAAGGAUGUGGCCAUGGACUUUACCCCAGAGGAGUGGGGGAACCUGGAUCCUGCACAGAGGGAGGUGAUGCUGGAGAACUACCGGAACCUGGUGUCGCUCUGGCUUCCAGUUUCCAAGCCUGAGAACUACAGUUUGGAGAACGGGAAAGAACCUCUGAUGCUUGAGAGAAAAGCUCCCAAAAGCAGCUGUUCAGACCUGGAGGCCAAACCUGAGGGCAAAGAUUCAACUUCAGCGCAAGAUAUUUCCAAAGAAGAAUCAUGCCAAGCUGCAGUAAUAGACAGACUGGCAGGGAAUGGUGUCUGUGACUCCGGCUCAGAAACAGCUGUUGAAUGUGAAAAUUGGGUAGAGAGUCCGCAAGGAAAUCAGGAGAGACACUUGAGAGAAAUGUUCACCCAUGUGAACUCACUCCCUGAAGAAGGAGCUCAUGAGCAUGACGUAUAUUGGAAAAACUUUAGUCAGAAGUCUGUUCUUCUCACUCAAGACAGAGUUCCCAAAGGACCCUAUCCCUUCCAUACACUUGAGAAAAGGUUGAAACCGAAAUCAAACUUAAUGAAAAAGCAAAGAACCUGUAAAGAGAAAAAGCCUCAUAAAUGUAACGAUUGCGGUGAGCUCUUCACUUAUCAUUCAGUGCUGAUUCGGCACCAGAGAGUCCAUACUGGAGAGAAACCCUACAGCUGCAGUGAAUGUGGGAAAUCUUUUAGCCACAGAGCUAAUUUAACUAAACAUCAGAGGACUCAUACCAGAAUUCUCUUUGAAUGCAGUGAAUGCAAGAAGGCCUUCACAGAAAGCUCCUCCCUUGCAAUACAUCAGAGAAUUCAUAUUGGGGAGAGACCGUAUGAAUGCAAUGAGUGUGGAAAAGGUUUUAAUCGAAGUACACAUCUUGUACAACAUCAGUUGAUUCAUACUGGAGUGAAGCCGUAUGAAUGCAAUGAGUGUGAUAAAGCCUUCAUUCAUUCAUCAGCUCUUAUUAAACAUCAAAGAACUCAUACUGGAGAGAAACCCUACAAAUGUCAGGAAUGUGGGAAAGCCUUUAGCCAUUGCUCAUCCCUUACUAAGCAUCAGAGAGUUCAUACUGGAGAAAAGCCAUACGAAUGUAGCGAAUGUGGAAAAACCUUCAGUCAGAGCACACAUCUUGUUCAGCAUCAGAGAAUCCACACUGGAGAGAAACCCUAUGAGUGUAACGAAUGUGGGAAAACCUUCAGCCGGAGCUCAAAUUUUGCUAAACAUCAAAGAAUUCAUAUUGGAAAGAAACCAUACAAAUGUAAUGAAUGUGGGAAAGCCUUCAUUCACUCGUCAGCUCUCAUUCAACACCAGAGAACUCAUACUGGAGAGAAGCCUUACAGAUGUGACGAAUGUGGGAAAAGCUUUAAGUGCAGUUCGUCCCUCAUCAGACAUCAAAGAAUUCACACUGAAGAGCAACUCUGAAAGAUUAGUGAAUGUGAAGAGAUGUAAGUUGGUUUUAUCACUGUGUUAAAUACCUGAGCAUUUUGGUGGAAUACCCAUAAAAUGCUGCUGAAGGACCAAUGUGUACGCAUCUGAUUUUACUUGCAUAAUACAUAGUUUUGAGCCAUAAACAGAAGGUUCGUUCUGUCCAUUGAUUUAAUCAGUGUGAAAGCUUCUAGCCAAGGAUCUCAAAUUUUGACCCUAUCCCCCACCCCCCACCACUACCAAAUACUCUUUCAUGGAAAUUCAAGAAAUCCUUGUGAGUGGAUAGUAAUAUAAUCAUCGUAAGAUCUGGGUCCUCCCUCUUUGUCACAUCGAAGCCCUCUUAUAGCUUCUCAUUCUGAAUGGAAAUUCUUAAUUCGAUAACUUGGGCAGAGGACCCAUAUCUUUAUCAUCAGGAAGACACAGAGUGAGUGGUUCCUCUUUGGAUCCAAAGUAGAUCUCCACAUAUACAGGUGGUGUCAUUUCUCCAGAGAGGGUAAUUUCUUUUACAUUAGCUAUAAAACUUAAAGGUUAAAAGUCGAAACAUGCUUUGGAUCCUCUCCUUUCCCCAAAGGCUACUGUCUCAUUGGAUGCACGUAAAUAAAAUGUAUUUACAGGAGGUUUUAAGUCACAUUCACCUAAGAUUAUGCUGGUCAUCGGUUUAGAGAAUUGUGAGCCCUCUGCUGUGUAGAUCUUUUCCUACUUCCUUGGAAUUACCCUGAAGUUGAGAAUGGGUCAACAUCUUAACUGUAGUUUUCAGUCAAAUGCCUCUUUUCUCAUCCUUGGCAUUGAAGGAAUCCUUGUUUGUUUGGUUGUUUGUUUGUUUUAUAAUCAAUUGGAGAUUUCAUUUCUUUACAUCAUUUUGCUUUCUGUAAUCUAUGCUUGGUCACAUUGAGGAAAAAGCCCCCCAGGUGUCAAGGGUCUGAGAAGUUGAUGAGUUCAAUGUGUUACUAUAUUUAGGGUCCCAGUCAAGAAGAAUCACUGAAACAACUGUGAGACACAGCACACAACUUCCUGUCAGAUACGGAAAAUAGUUCAGAGAAUUGUGACUCACUGGAGGAUAAGCAUCUUCCCUCCAUGAAGAAGAGGUUGCCAUUUCUCUGGCUCUUAAAUCUAUCCACAUUUUUUGUUAUUACUGCUCUCCCUAAGUGUGUUUUGGUCUUUGCUAUAUCCCAGAGCCAUAAAGAAGGUAGAAAAGACCUGAAACCACAACGAUGACUUGACAUGUUACAUGGGUGACCAAAAGCCAGCGGCGGGAUUGGAAAAGCAAAAGUUCAAAUAAAUAUAUAGCCAAACGCUAUGCAAAUGUCAGUUUUUAUUGUUACUCUAUUGUAUGAAAAGAUUGUAGAAAAGGUAGAAGGAAAAUAGUUACAGAUUUCUUCUCUCUUCACCUAACUUCUGUCCUUUAUGAGCAUUUCGGCAACCGGUCCGUGCUCUUGCCUUCUCCACCCUAUCCUUGUUAUUUCUUACACUCCCUUCUCUGUAAACCUUAGUUGUAUUAUUGAGGAAAAGUAGAGGAAUAGAUUUUAAAGAAGUGGUAGUGGAGAGCAAACAAGAUUCAUAAGGAUGAAGGAGUUAAAUCCAGCAGCGAUGAAAAUCAAAACAAUAGGAGAUGGGACUGAAAGGGCUGGAAAGAGGUUUGGGAAAGAACAAAAGACCCAUUGAGAAGGUGGAGGGAAGGCUCAAGGUCUAAGAGGUCAGAGUAGGAGGCUGACACAGGAACUAGGGAAAGGCACUUAAUCCUUUUCACCGCCUCAAUACUCCAUGUUCACGGAACAGACUAUGGCCUGGACCCAUGGACCAAGUCCAGCCUUCUGGCCUGUUUCUCUAAACACAAGGCUUAGUUGGAUCUUGACCGCACCCAUUCAUUUACGUUUCUUGGUGCUACAACGGUAGAGUCAAGUAGUUGCCGUAGAGAUUGUAUGUCCCCACAAGCCUAAAGUACCUGAAUUUCUCAUUAUGCCCAACACUUGAGUGAAAAUAAAGUCAUCGUUUGGGGGCCAAAAUGUGACUAACAAAGUAAGAUCCAUGUGGGCUUUUCAAAGUUGGGUUUGAAUUCUACCACCUCCACUUAGCUUUUAUGUGACACUACUGCCUCUGAGUCUCAGUGUCUUUAUCAGUAAAAACGGGAAUAAGUCCUUCUUCUCUCCUAAGGUGGUGAGGAUUAGAUAAGAAUGCAUGUAAAAGAGCCGGCACAUGAUAGAUUAUGUAGAAAGCUUCUAUGUGUAUGUGUAUAUGUAUAUGUUCGUAAAUAUAUACAUAUAUAUACAUAUUUUAACGAAGCAUCUGUCCAUUUGGGCUGCUACAACAAAAUAACUCAGACUGAGUGGCUUACAAACAUUCUCACAGUCCUAGAGACUGGCAAGUUCAAGAUCAAGGCCUCAGCCCAUUCAGUGUCCAGUGAGGGUCUCCUUCCUGGUUCAGGGACAACCAUCUUUUUCUUGGUAAAAGGGCAAGGGGGCUCUCUGGGGCCUCUUUUAUAAGGGCAGUAAUCCUAUUAUAAGAAUUGAGCCCUCAUGACCUACUCACCUUCCAAAGACCGCUCCUCCUAAUACUAUCACUCAGGGGAUUAGAUUUCAAGAUAAAUAGGGAGAUAAAAACUCAGUCUAUAUCGUAAGUGGCUAAACAUGGAUCAAGUAGAAAUUAUUUAAGAAUGAAUGUAUCUUACACCUCUUGUUUACCAGUCAAUAACUGUGACCAUCCUACUAUCUAGCUCAUCAUAGAGAAGGGGCUUCUCUUUCUGCUCUUGCCUCCAUCCGGUGCUGCUUCCUAAGAGCCUCCCUGAGACCUUGGGGAGUCUACGUUUUUCCCUUCAGAGUACCACGUAACCAGGAACGAUCUGACAGUUCCAAAGACUCAAGUUUGUAAUCUUUUCAGUUUCAGUAGCAUUAAGAAAUUUGCUCUGAGUUAGUUUUACUGAGAACUCUGACCCUUUACAUUUCAGUAUUUGUUCUGUUUAUGCUCAAUGUUCGAUCUAUGUGUUUGUACUCCAACGUGAUUCUUGGAAGUGUUGAUGUUCCACUUUUCCAGUGUUUUGGGUUACCUAUAAAACCAAAUUUGACUGCUCUUACUGGUCCACUGUCAAUAAAGAUGUUGUUUAUA